This is a messenger RNA of Talaromyces stipitatus ATCC 10500, 1466 nucleotides long. Its product is annotated as SET domain protein. The coding region runs from base 1 to 1443 and encodes 480 amino acids. The transcript is spliced from 4 exons. Lineage: Eukaryota; Fungi; Ascomycota; Eurotiomycetes; Eurotiales; Trichocomaceae. The record is from RefSeq and is a predicted model, not a curated record. Gene Ontology annotation, cellular component: nucleus. Gene Ontology annotation, biological process: peptidyl-lysine monomethylation. Gene Ontology annotation, molecular function: protein-lysine N-methyltransferase activity; protein binding.
AUGUCGAGUACGGAGCAUUUCCCUGACGCUGACGACUUUCAGCGUCAGACUGAUGGGUUCAUGCAGUGGCUUUCACAACAGACCGGCGUGACAAUCAGUUCCAAAAUCGAGGUGCAAGAUCUUCACCAUCAAGGCUCUGGUAGAGGAGUUGUUGCUCGCAGCGAUAUACAGGAAGGAGAAGACCUUUUCCACCUCCCGCAGCGUGUUGUACUGAUGGUCAAAACCUCUCCCCUGAAUGAAAUUCUCGCAGACGAACUGAAAAAUCUGGGUCCCUGGCUGUCUCUCGUUGUUGUCAUGAUCUACGAAUAUUCGCUAGGCGAACGGUCCAACUGGAACCAGUACUUUCAAGUACUACCAACGAAAUUCGAUACGUUGAUGUUUUGGUCUGGGGAGGAACUCUCCCAACUUCAAGCCAGUGCAGUGAUCCACAAGAUCGGAAAGAAGGAUGCGGAAGAAGAUAUUUUCGAAAAAAUAAUACCCCUCGUUCGCUCCCACCCAGACCUUUUCCCACCUGUCAACGGUGUUAUGUCCUACGAUGACGACGCAGGAGCACAGGCCUUGUUAGAAUUGGCGCAUCGCAUGGGCUCCUUGAUUAUGGCUUAUGCCUUUGACAUUGAAAAGGGGGAAGAGGAAGAAAGUGAAGGAGAAGAUGGGUACUUGACAGAUGAUGAGGAACAACUGCCGAAAGGCAUGGUUCCCCUGGCUGAUUUGCUCAAUGCAGAUGCUGAUAGAAACAAUGCACGUUUGUUUCAGGAAGAUGGGGCGCUGGUCAUGAGGGCCAUCAAACCCAUCAAAACUGGCGAUGAGAUAUUUAAUGACUACGGCGAAUUACCACGUUCAGAUCUCCUCCGACGAUACGGCUACGUUACCGAUAACUAUGCCCAAUAUGAUGUUGUCGAACUUCCUCUGACUGGCAUUUGUCAUGCUGCUGGCCUCGACAAUAUCGAAAGCCAAGAAUAUCCUCAUCUCAAAUUGCUUCAUGAACUGGAAAUUCUCGAAGACGGCUACUGUAUCUUGCGACCUUCGGCAGAGGAUAGCUUAACCGACAUAUUACCGGAUGAGCUUCUCGCCCUCCUGAAAUCGCUAACGCUCGAGCGCGAAGAGUUACAACGAUUACAGUCAAAGCAGAAGCCCCCCAAACCCAUUUUGGCAGCACGUGAAGCUCGUAUACUACUCGACUCAGUCAAAAGCAAGUUGUCCCAGUACGGUACGACAGUCGAACAAGAUAAAGCUAUACUGCAGCAAUUCGCUUCGACAUCUAGUCUUUCGACUAGCGAACGUCGUCGCAAGAUGGCUGUUGAAGUUCGUCUCGGAGAAAAAGAAAUUCUACAACAUGUUUCGGUGAUGCUUCAGGACUUCCUCACCGCCGAAGAAAAGGGUGCUGGGAAACGUACGACGGAUGGUACAGGUCAGAAGCAUCAGAAGAAGGCAAAACACAAUUGAAGGAUCACCGAGGUUCUGACUCU